Molecule: messenger RNA, 1105 nt
Organism: Zeugodacus cucurbitae (melon fly)
Lineage: Eukaryota; Metazoa; Arthropoda; Insecta; Diptera; Tephritidae
Product: sin3 histone deacetylase corepressor complex component SDS3
Exons: 6
Coding region: 111-1100 (329 amino acids)
Biological process (GO): negative regulation of transcription by RNA polymerase II
Cellular component (GO): Sin3-type complex
Molecular function (GO): histone deacetylase binding
Source: RefSeq, a predicted model, not a curated record
AUUGGAAUUGUUAUUUUUUGUUGUAGAAUCGUUCACAGUUUAUAAAAACUUUCUUAUAAUAUUAAAAUUAAAAAUUAUUAUAUAGAAAGAAGAGUAUUUAUUAGGACAUAAUGCAUUUUCAAGGCCACACAAAUCAAGUAUACCAAAACAUGGAAGAGAAUGAUGACUCUCGUUCAAAUCACUAUGACCAAAAUGCAUAUGAUAGUGAAGAGGAUACUGACGAUGCGAGUGAAACGGAAUUUCGAAACAACAGUCGUAGCAGUAACGCUACAAACACAACAAACGGUGGCAGCAAUCACGAAUUGAAAGAACAAGUAUAUCAACACAAAUUAGCCAUAUUGAAUAAACAGCUGGAAGAACUAAAACAUCUCGCACAUCCCGACUAUGUAAAGCGGGUAAAAAAGCUUGAAUAUCAGUACAAAGAACGCUUAAGACUGAAUGAAAUCCAUAAAGAAUAUCUCAAAGAGUGCGUUGAAAAAGACUAUCAAGCAGAACGUCGAGCAGCGCAAAAGGAGUAUGAAGAGAAAAAGAUUGAUUUGAAGGAAAACAUAUUAGCAGAUUUGGAAGAGCGGAAGAAACUCAUAGAGAAUGAGCGAUAUAAUUUGGAGCUAACGAAUGACUCAACGGAAGUUAAACCGACCGUAACACGCAAAUUGCGCAGACGUCCAAAUGAACCAGUACCGGUGGUUGAAAAACGUCGAAAGCCUACGACGGGUCAAUUACUUGUAUACUUGUUGGACGAUAAAGAAAUUGAUAGUGAUAUGAAAACGAUACAGAGAGCAACACAGCAAAAUGGUGUCGGAAACGUACCCUUCAGUAAUUUGCAGCAAGGAGGUUUACUCUCCGAAACUACAAAUGCAAAUGCCGGCACCAAUAUUGAGACUCGUAUUGAAGAUGGCAAACUGCUUUAUCAAAGAAGAUGGUUCCAUAGAGGUCAACAAGUAUAUGUGGAGGGGAAGGAUUUGGCGAAAUUUGCAGCAACAAUAACCGCCAUAGGAAAUGAAGUGGUGUGGGUCAAAAAGACUAACGACAGUAAAGUCAAAAUAAAUAUGUCUCAUCUGGCUAAAGGCAAAGUUACAAUUAAGCGACGCGCCAACUGAUCCAA